CCAAUGACCUGUUACCAUUUCAGGUGUUGGCAGGAGCUGUUAUAGUGUGACCUACAGAGACAAAAGCGUCUGUGCUUUGGAAGGGUCUUCAGUGGAGUUUGCUGGAAGUUACUCACAUCCCAGUGAUCUGAGUGUUAGAGAAGUAUUCUGGCAUUAUUUUCAGAGUGGUAAAGACUCCAAGAACCUGAAGCAGGAAACACAGUUUACUAAUCGAGUUGAAUAUGUGAAACAAGACAAAAGCAGCACUUUGAGAAUGAAAAACCUGACAAAGAAAGACUCUGGAAGAUAUCAACUUAGAUUCCUUACUAAUGAUGGUGAAGGAUUCUCUGGUAAACCUGGAGUGAUUCUGAGUGUUACAGAUCUGCAGGUAAGAGCGAGUCGCUCUGCAGUGGCAUCAGAAGGACAGACUACAGUAACGCUGAGCUGCAUCACCUCCUGCACUCUGUCUAACAACCCCACUUACAUGUGGUACAGGAACGGACAGCCUGUUACUGACAAACUCACCAAACACAACAAGCUCUACCUGAUCUCCAGUGAAGAUGCAGGAAACUACUCCUGUGCUGUGACAGGACGUGAGGAUCUCCGCUGUCCUGAACUAACUGUGACAUGUGAGCCACAAAACUCAGUCAUUAUAUUAAUGUAUAGGGUUGUGAUAGCUCAGGUUCAAUCCUCAGCACUGACAGAGAGCAGCUUUUAGUCCUCAACUGCUCAGCUUUAUGCUUGGAUUGGAUUUUUCUUCACUUGUAAGUCACUGUGGAUUAAAGUAUCAGCCAAAUAAGUAAAUGUGAAAAUCCAGAGGUGUUUGUGAGACACAAUGCACAGUGUAAUCUUUUACACCACGCUGCUGUUGAAUUCUCCAUUCAGAUUGUUCAGGUGUUGAUUAAUAUUCUGUAACAGCAGUUCCAGCUGCAAAACAAAUCCCAGGAUUAUAUUAAUGAACUCGUUCUGAUUUCAUGAUCAUUUCUAUAGUAACAGCUCAGUCACAGGGGCUCCACGGAAACAGAUUAUUCAGAGUGUGUAAUUGUUGAUAUGGUGAAGUUUUCGUCUUCUGGACAGAGACAUUUGCGCUUUGUAGAU
Ictalurus punctatus (channel catfish) is the source of this 1077-nucleotide messenger RNA. RefSeq names its product sialoadhesin. Bases 254 to 697 code for a protein of 147 amino acids. The transcript has 2 exons. Lineage: Eukaryota; Metazoa; Chordata; Actinopteri; Siluriformes; Ictaluridae. The record is from RefSeq and is a predicted model, not a curated record.